Caenorhabditis remanei is the source of this 453-nucleotide messenger RNA. RefSeq lists its product as uncharacterized. The transcript has 4 exons. NCBI's taxonomy places the organism in Eukaryota, Metazoa, Nematoda, Chromadorea, Rhabditida, Rhabditidae. The record is from RefSeq and is a predicted model, not a curated record. Bases 1 to 453 code for a protein of 150 amino acids.
AUGGAGAUGUCACCCCAGCAAAAGCCUGAGAACGCGCAGUUACAAUUUUUAGCAGAUUAUUUUAUGCGAGCCAAUUAUAGCCCCCGGUGGAUUAACGGAGUUGAUGUCACAGGUCAAAAUCAAUUUCCUGUUUAUAACGUGAGAAAUCAAGGAGUUCAACAUUGUCCAAUGAUAGCACAUCAAGCUCAUCCAUAUCACGUCGCUCCUUCACUUAGACGUGGAAUACCUGUUUCUAGGCCUGUCUAUUUCUACCCAAGAUACAUGUACCUAAACACUACUAGGCCACGUCUAUUCAUUACACAUCAAUUUGAUACUUCCAAAACUCUGCCAACCAGGAGAUGUAUGUAUCGCCAGGGAGCAAGUGAUUGGGAUUGGCAUUACCAAGUUUCACUAACAGGGAAAUACUGCAGAAAAACUUCAGGUAUAAGCGGAACGUCAACAUUCAAGAUUUGA